AACGUUCGCCAGAAACAUUCGUCGCGAGUGACAUAAGCGACGCGAGAGCCACUGUCUGCUGUCUAUUGCCGAGCUCUCGCGAGAUUCGGGAUAGCUGACAGAAGAUCCCAGGUUCGAUUCAUCUCACGUUGGCGAGUCUCGAACAGCAAAACGGCCUUUGCCUUCGCGAUGAUUGCCCGGGACUACUCUGGGAUCUCAGCUGCUCCGGAAGCCAAAUUGCACAAUAAUUUCGAGCAUCUCUGGGGAGUUUCUGAAAGAUCUCACCCAAAAUUUGGAAAACCUGUCCCCGUGGGUUUAAGCGAUCAAGUAAAAACACGAGUCGCUCGUUACCGGGAAUUUCAAUUGAGCAAUGUGAAUUGCCGUAUAACUGCAGAAAAUACAAAAAGUGGGUUAGUGAUGAAACAUCGGCUAAAAGCCUGGAGAAUAAAGUUCGUGUCUAUAACGAGUCAGCGCCAGGAAAAUAUAGCACACUGUAUGAAUUAUGAACGAAUAUUUAUUCCCCUUUCUCUCUUUCCAUGUCACUUGUAUUUUAUCGAAGAUUCGCGACAAAAAGAAUCGCACAAUCGUAACGCGCUUUGAUAUUAUCUAAAAUUAAAUUAGGGCAAUAUAAGAGUUCUAACACAGGUGAUAUAAUGCGAUAAAAAAACUAAUAAAAAUAUUAGUUCUCCAUGUGAUGUGGGAGAAAUUUUAUUUAUUCAAAAUAGCAUGAUUAAAUGUCGCCAAAUUUAAUUUCUGAUUUUUAUCUAAGGAGUUUCUUUUUUAAUCAUUUUGAUAUUAUCUGUAUUUCUUACGAAUAUGAUUAAUUCGUGACAUUACGUCGGCAGCUCACUCUUGCGUUUACAUCGGCAUAAAUGUCACAAUUAUCGUUCAUGUGUUUUUUCCUGGGAUGUAGUAGGACUUAGUAGGUACUAGAAUCGAUUAGUUCCUCCGAGCAGCUUAUAUUAAUACGCGCGACCGGGAGUCAGCUACAUUCUUUAUUGCUAACGAAUGGUUCAUUCACAGAUUCAUUCGGCAUACCUUGUAGGCUGUCCACGAUAAGUCUCCUAAGCGUGGAUUAUCCGAUUUAAAGGACCGGUAAAUCCGCGAUGAGCAGUCUCACCGCGUGUAAUCGUAUUUGUGGUUUUACAAGAUUGUAUUGUAUCUCGGAUUACGGCGGAGUGGGAUGUCCUGGUAAUCGAGCCGGCAUUGGUAUAAAUCGGGGACAGGAUAUAUGUAUAUCCAGACGAUACUGUUCGAGUUUGAUUCUACGGAAUAAGCAUCCAUCCGACGCGUUUGCGGAAGCGUGUUCGUUUUUCGAAAAUGUAUGCAUGGAAUUAUAUAUAUGUUUCGAAAACUAUUAAUGUGCCUUUUCCCCAAGAAAAUGCACGCGUGAACGCGCAUUAAU
Molecule: messenger RNA, 1384 nt
Organism: Odontomachus brunneus
Lineage: Eukaryota; Metazoa; Arthropoda; Insecta; Hymenoptera; Formicidae
Exons: 2
Coding region: 169-579 (136 amino acids)
Source: RefSeq, a predicted model, not a curated record